Messenger RNA from Sturnus vulgaris (Common starling), 1745 nucleotides. RefSeq names its product cholinergic receptor muscarinic 4 (gene CHRM4). Gene Ontology annotation, cellular component: plasma membrane; dendrite; synapse. The record is from RefSeq and is a predicted model, not a curated record. Lineage: Eukaryota; Metazoa; Chordata; Aves; Passeriformes; Sturnidae. Gene Ontology annotation, biological process: regulation of locomotion; G protein-coupled receptor signaling pathway, coupled to cyclic nucleotide second messenger; chemical synaptic transmission. Gene Ontology annotation, molecular function: G protein-coupled serotonin receptor activity; G protein-coupled acetylcholine receptor activity.
GAUUUCAUCUUCCAGAAGGAGCUGUUUGCUGCGAGAGACACAGAUCCCAUGCACAACUUCUCUGCUCAGCCCUGGCAGGCAAAGAUGGCCAACCUGACCUAUGACAACUUCACCCUGGGCAACCACUCUGAGGUGGCCGUGCAGCCUCCCACCAACUACAAGACAGUGGAGCUGGUUUUCAUUGCCACUGUCACCGGCUCGCUCAGCCUUGUCACCGUGGUGGGGAACAUCCUGGUGAUGCUCUCCAUCAAGGUGAACCGCCAGCUCCAGACUGUCAACAACUAUUUCCUCUUCAGCCUGGCCUGUGCAGACCUCAUCAUCGGGGUCUUCUCCAUGAACCUCUACACGGUCUACAUCAUCAAAGGCUACUGGCCACUGGGGGCCGUGGUGUGCGACCUGUGGCUGGCUCUGGACUAUGUGGUGAGCAAUGCCUCUGUCAUGAACCUGCUCAUCAUCAGCUUUGACCGGUACUUCUGUGUCACCAAGCCCCUGACGUACCCGGCCAGGAGGACCACCAAGAUGGCAGGGCUAAUGAUCGCGGCCGCGUGGAUAUUGUCCUUCGUUCUCUGGGCCCCUGCCAUCUUGUUCUGGCAGUUCGUUGUGGGCAAGAGGACAGUCCCCGAGAGGGAAUGCUACAUCCAGUUCCUCUCCAACCCAGCGGUGACAUUUGGCACAGCCAUUGCUGCUUUCUACCUGCCCGUGGUCAUCAUGACGGUGCUGUACAUCCACAUCUCCCUGGCCAGCAGAAGCAGGGUAAGGAGACACAAGCCUGAGAGCAGGAAAGAGAGGAAAACCAAGUCCCUCAGAUUCCUCAAGGGCCCCAUGGUCAAACAGAACAACAAUAACUCUCCCAAGAGGGCCGUGGAGGUGAAGGAGGAGGUGAGGAAUGGGAAAGUGGAUGACCAGCCAUCUGCACAGACAGAGGCCACUGGCCAUCAGGAGGAGAAGGAGACGUCCAAUGAGUCCAGCACCGUCAGCAUGACCCAGACCACAAAAGACAAGCCCACAGCAGAAAUCUUGCCAGCAGGGCAAGGACAGAGUCCAGCCAACCCCCGGGUGAACCCAACUUCCAAGUGGUCCAAAAUUAAGAUUGUCACCAAGCAGACUGGGACUGAAUGUGUCACCGCCAUUGAGAUCGUCCCAGCUAAGUCGGGUGCCUCUAACCACAACUCCCUGGCCAACAGCCGCCCAGUCAAUGUUGCCAGGAAGUUUGCCAGCAUCGCCAGGAGCCAAGUCCGGAAGAAGCGCCAGAUGGCUGCCCGAGAGAAGAAAGUCACCCGAACCAUCUUUGCCAUCCUGCUGGCCUUCAUACUCACAUGGACACCCUACAACGUGAUGGUCCUCAUUAACACCUUCUGUGAGACCUGCGUGCCCGAAACUGUGUGGUCCAUCGGCUACUGGCUCUGCUAUGUCAACAGCACCAUCAACCCAGCCUGCUAUGCCCUCUGCAAUGCCACUUUCAAGAAAACCUUCAAGCACCUUCUCAUGUGCCAGUACAGGAACAUUGGCACAGCCAGAUAAACUGGUACUCAGGGGCCACUUCAGUAACACUAUGGAAACCCUUCCCUUUGCCUCCUUUGCCAGCGGGGGUUCUUCUGCUCCCCACUCACAACAGUGCAGACUGUGCAGUGAUUGCAGAUGAUGCCCUUCAUCCAGCGCUGACACAAAUCCAAGGCAUCUCUGAGCUGCAGGUCCUUCCAGUCACCCUGGGCCUGGGGACUAGCUCGGGGAGCCACCAGGAAAGC